AUAGUGUAUGGAGUGUUCUUUAAUUGUAUCAUUGCAAGUUUAAAAUGAAAAUUAAAAAAAAAUCGAAUGCAUUGAGGGUUCCUCCCGUUAAGAAAGCCAUAAGAGUUAAACGUAAAUCAUCAGAUAUCGAAGAAGAAUCAACAGUAUUCAAAGCAAUAGAAAAUGUUAAAAAAGUAUUAGAGAAGAAAAAUAUUGAGGAAACAAAAACACUACCACCAUUAGUAUCAAAACAUGCAGAAGUAAGAAAAUCACAUAAAAUUACUAAGGUCAAAAGGAAUCGAGGAAAACGUCGAAAAGUAUAUCCAAGGGGUAUAGUGUAUUUAGGUCAUAUACCUCAUGGAUUUUUCGAAGAACAAAUGACAGAUUAUUUUAAACAAUUUGGAGAAGUAACUAGAGUACGUGUUGUUCGCUCAAAGAAUUCUGGUAGAAGCCGUGGUUAUGGAUAUGUGGAAUUUAUGUAUCCUGAAGUUGCUAGAGUAGCUGCAGAAACAAUGAACAAUUACCUUAUGUGUGGAAGAUUAUUGAAAGCAACAUAUAUUCCACCUGAAAAACAGCAUAGACGCUUUUUUGCUGGCACAUCAUGGACAAAAGAAAUUUAUCCUAAACUCAUAAAUAGAAACGAAGUUAACAAAUUAAGAAAUAGAGAUAUUGGAAAAAAUGAGCAUAGGAGUUUUAUACAAAGCACAAGGGAUAAAUUAUCUGCUUUACAAAAUAAGUUAAAAGAAAAAGGUUUUGAUAUUGAGUUUAUACCAGUAGAUGGUUCUAAAUAA
Eufriesea mexicana is the source of this 770-nucleotide messenger RNA. RefSeq names its product MKI67 FHA domain-interacting nucleolar phosphoprotein-like. NCBI's taxonomy places the organism in Eukaryota, Metazoa, Arthropoda, Insecta, Hymenoptera, Apidae. The transcript has 4 exons. Bases 45 to 770 code for a protein of 241 amino acids. The record is from RefSeq and is a predicted model, not a curated record. Gene Ontology annotation, molecular function: RNA binding.